Molecule: messenger RNA, 282 nt
Organism: Botrytis deweyae
Lineage: Eukaryota; Fungi; Ascomycota; Leotiomycetes; Helotiales; Sclerotiniaceae
Exons: 3
Coding region: 1-282 (93 amino acids)
Source: RefSeq, a predicted model, not a curated record
AUGUCGGAAAUACUGUCAAUUGAGACAGAGAUUACGAGACCACAGACGCCUGAGGACCGUUCAAUUUAUACAGAGUCUAAGAAUCCUUCGGAUUCGAUGGCGUUGUUCAAUGUAGAGGAUAGUGCUUGGUUGAGCAUUCCAAGGAAAGGGGAUUUUGAAUUCAAAAUCUUUGCAAGAAAGCAAGAGAAGGGAAAAUUCGUGUAUCAAGUCAAGGACCCAAAGACUGGGGCGCUGUAUAAGGAAGGUGAAUGGGUCAAGCAGGAAAGGCUCAGUUCAGCUUGA